This is a messenger RNA of Belonocnema kinseyi, 1703 nucleotides long. RefSeq names its product tRNA (cytosine(72)-C(5))-methyltransferase NSUN6. The transcript has 7 exons. Gene Ontology annotation, biological process: RNA methylation. Gene Ontology annotation, molecular function: methyltransferase activity; RNA binding. The record is from RefSeq and is a predicted model, not a curated record. Lineage: Eukaryota; Metazoa; Arthropoda; Insecta; Hymenoptera; Cynipidae.
GCUUUUUUAGGUUAAAACAGUUUUUGUUGAUAAUAUUCAAUAAUAUCUAUAAUUAAUUCUUAUAAAUGGAGUUCCCCGACAUUCCAGUGAUAAAAUCGCCUUUUAAGAAUAGAGAAGAUAUAGAAAAUGAAUUUAAAAAAGAGUUUUGGAAGAUAAACAAGUCUGGAAAAGGUCUAGAAGACUCAGAAAUUGAGGAGGAAUUGGAUAUUUUAAGAAGGUGGUUAAGUUCUGCGCCUAAAAAUAUUGUUUAUAGGGUCAAUAUGUUAUUAACAAGUAAUAAUGAUGUUGUUGCUUGUAUAAAAAAUAAUCUUCACAUGCAAAUGAAAAUAAAGGGGCAUUUUCGUCCACUACCAGCUAUCAAAACAUUUGAAAAUGUCCCAGAAUUAAUUAUUGUCAAUACUUGGGAUGAUGACAUUGAACUGGACCUAAAAAUUCAAACGAAAGAAAUUAUCGUUGACGCAAAAUGUGGAGAAGCAGUAAUUCGAGGGGCAAAUGUUUUUGCUCCUGGUAUAGUUGGAAUGCCUCAUGGUUUAAAAGUGGGCCAAAGUGUCAGUGUAUUUGCUGAUACUGUUCACGGUUGUAAAAAAGGACUAAUUAAACAAUACGAUAAAGAGGAUAAGUUGUUUCUCGGAAACGGAAUUGUUCAAAUGACUAGAGAAGAUAUUUUUGGACACGAAGUUCAAAAUGCGAGUUUUUAAUGUGGUAUUGCAAUAGUGAUAAAUGAUGUAAUUUCGAGACAUCCGCAACUAAAUGAUAAAUAUUUUCAAGAACGGUUGGUAUUACUUUAAAAUUUACCUUCGAUAAUUUGCUCUCGAGUAUUAAAUCCACAGCCAGGUGAAAUUAUUCUUGAUAUGUGUGCAGCUCCAGGACAUAAAACUACACAUAUUUCAGCAUUGAUGGAAGGAAAAGGGAUCAUAAUGGCACUCGAAAAAAAUAAAAACAAGAUCGAAAAUUUGAAAAAACACUGCAAAUAUUUCGCUGCCAAAAAUGUUCACGCAUUUUGCUUCGACUCGACAAAAGCAUCAAGUGAUAUUAAAAACAGGCCAGUUCUCGAAGGACCACCUUUUUCUAAAGAAAGUUUCGAUCGGAUUUUAUUGGACGGCCCUUGCAGUGCUUCCGGACAAAGACCACAAAUUUUCAACCCGAUCACAGUACCUCAACUUAAUUCGUACAUUCCUCUACAAAGGAAACUAUUUUCCACUGCAGUCGAACUUCUAAAACCUGGUGGCAUCUUAGUUUACAGUACUUGUUCAAUUACCAUAGGAGAAAAUGAAAGCAUUGUUGCCUGGGCAUUAAAAACGUAUCCAAUUUUGAAACUCAAAUCUGAAAAAGACAAAAUGCUGGCCUUGCAAUUAUCAGAACAUGGAACUCUCGGAUUCAGUAUCGAAGGAUUGACAUUGGAGGAGUCCAAUUCGUUAUUCAGAUUUGGACCUGAAAGUGAUAGUAUUGGAUUUUUUAUAGCAUGUUUUACUAAAGAGAAAUCUAUAGUGUGAUACUACUAGGUACAAUAUCAGGGUUGCUAAAACUUCCCAUUUUUGAAAUUCCCUGACUUUCCUUGACUCUUUCAUGACUAAUUUUUCAUUUUCCGUGACUGUUCAAUUUUUUUCGUUUAGGUAUAAAAAGAAACAUACAUUAAAUCAAUUUAAUUUAGAGCCAGAUAGUUGAGUUUUCAAGUCCAAAAUGUACAUUUUUAGCCAAAAAUG